Molecule: messenger RNA, 2880 nt
Organism: Alternaria arborescens
Lineage: Eukaryota; Fungi; Ascomycota; Dothideomycetes; Pleosporales; Pleosporaceae
Product: Structure-specific endonuclease subunit
Exons: 2
Coding region: 1-2880 (959 amino acids)
Biological process (GO): DNA repair; DNA replication
Cellular component (GO): nucleus; Slx1-Slx4 complex
Molecular function (GO): 5'-flap endonuclease activity
Source: RefSeq, a predicted model, not a curated record
AUGCUUGUAUCCUCGCCUCUAUCAUUCUCUCCUCCGGAAAGCCCGCUGAGACCAACAAUCGACGCGUCGAGGAAUAGCGCAAGGGCAGCUCCCAUCCCCGAGGGUGCUGUUAGAGGGUUUGCCACCGUUGGCAGUCUCGUACGCUCUGAGCACUUCACAAGCCGUCUUGACGACGACUUCGAUGCGAUACAAGGAGCACAGUCACGACGGAUGCCGCAGGCUACCAUAGAGUCUGAAUCGGUUGUGGAAAAGCCCACGAGGCGGUCUACAAAGAAGACUGCUACUACCACUGCUACGGAAGGGUCCGAGAAGCCCAAACCGAAGCCUCGAGCGCGCAAACCAAAACCCAAGUCAGACAAAGAAAUCCUCGACUCGGACGAUGAGCUCCGAUGCCCGCCGGAACGACCUACCAAGUCCCCUUUCUUCGACGAGAAUACGUUGGAACCUCCGGCCGAGGCUGCGGUUGAAGCCGCGAAUGCGCCUAAGCUGACCAAGUCGGGUAAGCCUCGGAAGCCGCGUGCAAAGAAGCAGAAGCCUGGAGAAGAAGGAGCAGAGUCCGCGCCAAAGCCUAAGAAACCGAGAGUCACAAAAGCGAAAGCUGGGGCAGGCAAAGAUGCGUCGCUCGUGUCUGCACAUUUCCCCGAGGAAGCAGACAAAGGCGAAAGCUCGGGAACACGCCCCUCGAUACAGGUUCAAGACACACACGCAGAGUAUCCAUCCAUCUGGGAGGUGCGUGAAAGCCCACGGCUGAAGAAGAAGGCUGCGCCGAGGCAGCGUCAGCCAGAUCCCAUUGCAGAAGGGCUGGACUUGGAGGAGGCUGUCGUCAGGAGACGAGAUUGGACGCCGCCACCUGACACGACAGUUCCAUCGCCGUUCACAGACUCAGCCGGAAAGGAGAACAGGACACUGGCGCAGAACGAUGAUGGUACCUUCACAAACCUACUCUCCAACUUUGCUUAUGCACAGUCACCAUCUGCUCAAGUCACCGUAAAGUCGACCAGCGCAGACACGGAGGUAGUAGCGGCGACUAAGCGCCGGAGAACUGAGCUCGUUGAAAUACCUAGCAACCAAGCCAACCCUAGAGACUCAUCACCUGAGAAGGGCAAAGCCCCAAAGAAGAAACCACGCACUAUCACAGAUCUUGUCACGGAACAGUAUGCAUUAAAGGAUGCAGAGCCGAAUCCGAACGAUUCAAGCAGUAACUUCUUUGAUUCUCGGGCUUCAACAACUACAACAAAAGUGCCGUUGAAUGAUACAUCUACACCCGAUGGCAAAGCGGUACCAAAGAAGCCAGCAAGGAGGCGCAAUAGCUCCAAAUCAGGUACAGAGAAAGAAAAGGCCGACCCUAAGCCAAGAUCAAGGAAAGCAUCUGCGAGAGCUGCCGCUAAGCCAAAGCCUGUUGCAGAAAAGUUACUCAGCCCUUCUUCUGCAACGUCGCGUCUACAGCAGCAAGAUGUCCUGUUCGGAACAUCAAGUCAACUUGCGCUCGAAGAGUCGCCCACCAUGGUACGACAGAUCCAGUUCGCAAUGAAGGAGUCGGAGCGAGAUGCCGAUAAUCUUGAUCUUGUUGCAUGUGGUGCGCCGUCGCGCUGGCCACGGCUCGGCAGCGCUGAAGGCAAACGGGGGCUCUGGGCUGCGAGUGCACGAGACGGCGAAGGCGGCAUGCUUGAACACCUGAAAGACAUUUAUAUACCAGAGCCAGAUAGGACACAAGAUAUUCCCUUGCUUAUGGACAGCACCAACGACAUGCCUGGUGGAGAGUUUGAUGAUCAAUCCACGUUCAUAGACAUCGACGACAUACUGUCAGACCCUCCUCUGACAAUCCCUGUAUCUUCCAACUCGCCAACGCCACUUGACGCCACUUCCCAUGCCUUGCCAUCUCAAGAAUAUCGUCAAAAUAAUACCCAGAGGAAAGAUACAGGCUUCGAAGACAUCGACAACUUCACGCAAGAGCCACCACCUUCGAACCAAAACGCUGUGUCACCGAACAGCUUUGUCGACAUCGAUGACUUCGAUUUUCCACCCUCUGCGCAGAUGCGGAAAUCACCCGUCCUGAAGUUUAGACCUCCGGCUUCAGCACCUCCAACCAUGGACGGCUCGCCGAAGAAGCGUGGUAGGCUACUGAAGUCACACCCUGCGAUCUCUAAAUCAAUCUCUACAUCCUCUUCACCAGUGUUGAAGUCCUUACCUCCAAAGAUCAGGGCAAAGGCAAAGACUGGUCACAAGGUACCUACAACUCCACCAAGGGGGUCAGGCCGCUUUGUCGAUAUUGAAGAAAUCCUUGAUUCUGAAGAUGAAGCUCUUCAAGUACUAUCACCUACACCACCUCGAAUACGGAAACAUGUCGAUUCUGAACCUCUAUCUUUGAUUACCCUUUCACCCACCACAUCGCCUAACAAGGCCCAAAAAGCCACCAAUGUCAGGGCUAAAUUGUUAGCUGCUGACCCAGCUUUGACGCCUAUACAUCGCAUAUCAAACAACCUACUAGAAUGGGUCCACAUUAAGCCCAGCGUUUUCUCCCAGAUAUCAGCGCAUAUCCGCUCGCUGCCUCCAACCAUAGAUCCCAAAUAUCCUAGCUGGCACGAGAAGAUCCUCAUGUAUGAUCCUAUUGUUCUUGAAGAGUUUACCGCGUAUUUGAACGCCAACACGUCGAUACGCGUGUUCAAGAGAGCGACACAAAAACAGAUCAAAGCCUGGAACUCGGACUUGAAGCGUAGGGGCGAAGCGCCGGUGAGUGUGGAGAAAGACGCCGAGGACGUGCUUGCAGUAGAGAAAGAGCUAGAAGGGUACAUGGGGCAAGGGUGGUGCGAGAGUCUGAGUAUCUGCUGUAUCUGGGGAGAAGGGCGGGGUAAAGGUGGGGCGCGGAAGGGUUUCUACUGA